AUGAGUGACAAAUAUCUGGAAACUGAUCUGAAUGUUCCCGAUUUCUUAAUACAUCACUAUUAUAUAACUGGUUGCAUUUGCAUUUGUUUAAACUCAUUUGUGUUUUAUCUCUUGCUAUUCAGAAAAGGAAAAUUGGACAGUUUUCGAUAUUAUCUCCUAGCGUUUCAGACAAUAUGUUUUUUGAGUGAUUUUCAUUUAUCAUUUUUGAUGCAGUUCGUUCCUUUCUUUCCAUUUAUCAUUGGUGGAUUUGCAAUUGGAGCAUUCCCAAGUUUUUCCCUUCUAACUCCUCAUUACUGCAUGACAAUUUUGUCCUUUUUAGUUGGAUUCCAAAUCAAUUUGCUUACUAUUUGCUUUCUCAGAAAACAUCGAGUAAUUUCUAAAGUUACUGGAAAAUAUAUUUUGUCUGAAACAAUUUAUUACUCUAUUGUGGUAUCAUGUAUAACGAUUCCCUUCACGUAUUCUAUACCAUUUCAUUUGACUGGAAAUACACAGAAACAGAAACUCGAGAUAAUUGAUCGGAAAUACCCUUUAUACCGGACCCGCUUUGAACAAUUGAAAAACUUUGAGAUUUACGAAUUUACAAUCUGGAUGCAAAUAUUUUCGGGAAUGGUUAUGGCCGGAUGUGUUCAUGCGGUAUCCAUUGUUUCUAUCUACAUUGGAGAAACACAAGUCGUCGUUGAGGAGUCUUAUUGGACAGUUCUUGACAACGCCAAUUCAAUUCUACCAUCUGUGUUUAUAGUUGCUACAAUUGUAGUUCCUUUUGAAGGAGCACAAGUGUUUUCCUGGUACAUGCUAAUGGUGAUGACAACACACUCCACAAUAAAUUGUCUCGUUGUAAUCUUCACAUUCCCCGAGUUUCGUGCUUUCGUCCUUUUUUGGAGUGAAGAAGGUAAACGAUUCAGAAAGAGACAGAUGACCAGUGGACCAACAUCGCUUGUGACCCUCCGAACAGCUCGAAAUGCAUUUAUGAAUACACUACAUUAA
Caenorhabditis briggsae is the source of this 984-nucleotide messenger RNA. The record is from RefSeq and is a predicted model, not a curated record. NCBI's taxonomy places the organism in Eukaryota, Metazoa, Nematoda, Chromadorea, Rhabditida, Rhabditidae. The transcript is spliced from 6 exons. The coding region runs from base 1 to 984 and encodes 327 amino acids.